Molecule: messenger RNA, 1061 nt
Organism: Labrus bergylta (ballan wrasse)
Lineage: Eukaryota; Metazoa; Chordata; Actinopteri; Labriformes; Labridae
Gene: b9d2
Product: B9 domain containing 2
Biological process (GO): cilium assembly
Cellular component (GO): MKS complex
Source: RefSeq, a predicted model, not a curated record
ACGUCAAACGCAAUUGAUGUCAUUGAACCCCCUGCGUUUUGCCUGCCAGGCAACAGUUUGUAAUUUGUCGCAUGGUUACAAUGUAUUUUCUAAUAUAAUUAGCUCAUUUGAAGAGGUGUUGCUGUGAAGACAAGCACCAGUCUGGCAUAAUUUAAGGUUUUGGUAUAUACAUUCUACCUAAUGAUGCAAAUUCUGUGAACAUCCCGACAGGAAGGAAAUGCUGCCUGAGAGACUAUGCUCAGGGUGAUAUGUUAACCCAUAGUAACGCAGGGAGUUACCAAGGAGACGCAGGCGGAGGUGUUAGCAACUGCUAGCAGCUAGUCUUUUCAAAUACUGAAGACUAGAAGAGUACACCUUGUUUGUCCGCCGCAUGUUUUUGUGUAAGGACGCGUUUAUGACAUGGCCGAGCUGCACAUUAUUGGCCAGAUCGUAGGGGCAACUGGUUUCCCACAGAACAGCCUUUUCUGCAAAUGGGGAGUUCACACAGGAGGAGCAUGGCGUCUCCUCUCCGGGCUGAAGGAGGGUCAGACCCAAGUGGAUAUUCCCCAAACAGGAGACAUGGCGUACUGGAGUCACCCCAUUGAUCUGCACUUCGCGACCAAAGGACUCCAGGGCUGGCCAAAGCUUCACCUGCAAGUGUGGCACCAGGACUCUUUCGGUCGCUGCCAAAUGUACGGUUACGGCUACUGCCACAUCCCGUCUAGCCCCGGACAUCACCGGAUGAACUGUGUGACCUGGAGGCCGCUCGGGUCUUGGCAAGAGCAGUUGUCGCAAAUGUUUGUCGGCGGAGGUCCUCAGUUACGGAGCCCGGAUCUCGUGUACAGCGGGGCGGACAGAUACAGACUGCACACCGAAGCCAUGGGAACUGUGAAGCUGGAGCUGGGCAUUAUAAUGAGACACUUUGACAAAUAUGGCGUCGAGAGUUAACAUGAGAACAAUUGAGGAAAAAGUUAUUUGUCGUGCUAAAUGAUUGUCUGACCCGUUUUAAGUUUUGUACUUCUAAAACUAUUCCAUUUUAUAUAUAAUAUUUGUGUAAAUAAAGAACACUUUGUCGUAACGAA